Molecule: messenger RNA, 1054 nt
Organism: Artibeus jamaicensis (Jamaican fruit-eating bat)
Lineage: Eukaryota; Metazoa; Chordata; Mammalia; Chiroptera; Phyllostomidae
Gene: SSU72
Product: SSU72 homolog, RNA polymerase II CTD phosphatase
Exons: 5
Coding region: 208-891 (227 amino acids)
Biological process (GO): termination of RNA polymerase II transcription
Cellular component (GO): mRNA cleavage and polyadenylation specificity factor complex; nucleus
Molecular function (GO): RNA polymerase II CTD heptapeptide repeat phosphatase activity
Source: RefSeq, a predicted model, not a curated record
GACGGCGGGCAGUUCCCGUGAGGACUGCGGGCCUCGCCUGCGUACGCCCGGGGCCGAAGCGUUCUCGGCAGCCUGACGCCCGCCGGGUGGGCCUUCCUCCGCCCGCCGCUGGGGCUCUGAGACGGCGGCGAGGCCUCUGGGCCGCCGUGUGUUCGCCCGCGCCGCGCGUCCCGACGCGGUACGUCGCCGGCGCCGCCGCUUCGCGUCAUGACUUCCGGGAGCCGCGGCCGCCAUCUUACUCGUGCGGAAGAGCCGCGACUGGGUGGGAGCCCGGAGCCGGAGAGUGCGGACGGGGCGGCCGCCGCCAUGCCGUCGUCGCCGCUGCGGGUGGCGGUGGUGUGUUCGAGCAACCAGAACCGUAGCAUGGAGGCCCACAACAUCCUCAGCAAACGGGGGUUCAGCGUCCGGUCGUUUGGAACAGGGACUCACGUGAAGCUACCAGGGCCGGCGCCCGACAAGCCCAACGUGUAUGACUUCAAAACCACGUACGACCAGAUGUACAACGACCUCCUUAGGAAAGACAAAGAACUCUACACACAGAACGGCAUUCUGCACAUGCUGGACAGAAAUAAACGGAUCAAGCCGAGGCCAGAAAGGUUCCAGAACUGCAAAGACCUGUUCGAUCUGAUCCUCACCUGCGAGGAGAGAGUGUAUGACCAGGUGGUGGAAGACUUGAACUCCAGAGAGCAGGAGACCUGCCAGCCAGUGCACGUGAUCAAUGUGGACAUCCAGGACAACCACGAGGAGGCCACCCUGGGGGCCUUCCUCAUCUGCGAGCUCUGCCAGUGCAUCCAGCACACGGAGGACAUGGAGAACGAGAUCGACGAGCUGCUGCAGGAGUUCGAGGAGAAGAGCGGCCGGGCCUUCCUGCACACCGUCUGCUUCUACUGAGCCCGCGGCCAGCGGCAGCCCACCUCCUCCCCACCCUGCCUUCUCGCCAAGGGCUGCCACCGCCCGCACUGUGCGCCCUGCUGCGAGGGCAGGCCCCGGCCCGAGGGCCGCGCUACCCCUCCACGUUCUGGGUGUGACAUUAAAGUUUCUUUAAGCAAAACAA